Molecule: messenger RNA, 2781 nt
Organism: Saccharomyces mikatae IFO 1815
Lineage: Eukaryota; Fungi; Ascomycota; Saccharomycetes; Saccharomycetales; Saccharomycetaceae
Gene: CTF4
Product: chromatin-binding protein CTF4
Exons: 1
Coding region: 1-2781 (926 amino acids)
Biological process (GO): DNA repair; mitotic cell cycle; DNA-templated DNA replication
Cellular component (GO): nuclear replication fork
Molecular function (GO): chromatin binding; protein binding
Source: RefSeq, a predicted model, not a curated record
AUGGUUUCGGUUAUAGACAAGCUUGUUUUCGACUUUGGUGGCAAAACUAUAGUCUCUCUCGCGCCAGACAAUAACACUUUGUGUGUAGCUAAUAAGAAUGGCUUAACAAAGAUCCUGAAGACGAAUAACCCAGAAGAAGAACCAGAGACACUAGAUUCUUCCAAAUUAGUCUCUUCUAUUAAAUGCUAUUCAAACUCUCAUUUUUUGAUGACCACAAUGCAAGGUGAUGCUCUAAAGUACAACAUUAAUUCUACUCAAGAAGAACUAUUAGCUAGAUUUGCUUUGCCCCUACGUGACUGCUGUGUGAUUCAUUCAGGUAAAAUGGGCGUAUUCGGAGGGGACGAUUUAGAGCUAAUCCUUUUGGAAUUGGACGAUGAAGGCCACAAAAAGCAUACCAUUAAAAUCGAUGAACAAGUUUCUCAAAUUUCGUACAAUUCACAAAUGAAUAUUCUAGCAGUUUCAAUGAUAAACGGUAAAAUUCAACUUUUUUCCCUAACAUCCACUAUUCCUAAUAAAGUUCACGAGUUAAAUGAUUACAUUGUAGCCAAUUCAUACGAUGAUACACACAGAGAUAAGAUACUCUCGAAUAUGACGGAUGACGUCGAUAAAGACAGCGAUAAUGACCUGAAUGAAGCAGCUGAUUUAGAUGAGAACAAUGUUACUGAUCCAGAGUUUUGUUCUUCCAAUAGGAUAUGUACAAGAGUAGCUUGGCAUCCAAAGGGUCUACAUUUUGCAUUACCAUGUUCUGAUAAUACGGUGAAAAUAUUUACCAUAAAGGGUUAUUCUUUGAAAAAAACAUUGACGUCUAAUCACUCUUCAACGAAGGCCCAUUUAAUUGACUUGCAAUUCGACCCAUUACGCGGGAAUUAUAUUGCAGCAGUAGAUUUAAAUAAUAAGCUUACUGUAUGGAAUUGGGAAACAUCCGAAAUCCACUACACAAAGGAAUUUAAACAAAAAAUUACUAACUUUGCUUGGAAAAUUCAAGCAGAUUCUAAAACUCUAGAUCUUAUUUUAGGCACUUGGUCCGGUAAUAUAACUAUUGUCCAAAAUUUAGCAGAGUCCGCAGCAACAAAUAUACCUGAUCAAUCUUUCGUCGAAUCUUCAACAAAACAGGGGCUUUUUGUGGAUUCUGAUUCUGAUUUGGAAAAUUUAGAAAGAGAUGGAGAUGCAGACAAAAGCGACAAGAUGUUUUCUGAUAUUACACAAGACCAAAAUACAGAGGAUGUGUUCACUCAAACUCAUGACGGUCCCAGCGGAGUGAGUGAAAAGAGAAAAUACAAUUUCGAAGAUGAAGAAGACUUUAUUGAUGACGAUGAUGGUGCGGGCUAUAUCAGUAAUAAAAAACCACAUAAUGGAAAUUCUUACUCCAGAACACGUAGAAAUCACUCGUUACCAAUCAAUUUGACGAGCCCAGCGAAAUUUCGUUAUAUGCCGUUUUCUCCAGCAGCAACACCUUUUGGUUUUACCGAUAGACGUUAUUUAACAAUGAAUGAGGUAGGUUAUGUAUCUACUGUCAAGAAUAGUGAACAAUAUAGCAUAACAGUUUCAUUUUUUGACGUUGGUCGUUUUCGGGAAUACCACUUUGAGGACUUAUUUGGUUACGAUUUAUGUUUCUUAAAUGAAAAAGGCACCCUCUUUGGCCAAUCCAAGACCGGACAGAUACAAUAUAGGCCACACGAUAGCAUACACUCAAAUUGGACCAAGAUAAUUCCUCUAAAAACUGGCGAGAAACUAACCAGUAUAGCAGCUACCCCAGUUCGCGUUAUUAUUGGUACUUCGUUAGGCUAUUUUAGAAGCUUUAAUAAAUUCGGGGUUCCAUUCUCCGUUGAAAAGACAUCUCCAAUUGUAGCAUUAACUGCCCAGGAUUAUAGAGUUUUUUCAGUACAUUACUCGCAGUUUCAUGGACUUUCGUACUCUUUAUUCGAAUUAGGCCCUUCGAUUACAAAAUACUAUAAAAGAGAACUUCCACUUCCAAUGAACUUACCAAAUUUUAAUUCUGAUAUGGCAAAAGAAGCAAAUCUUGACUUCUAUAAUUUUAAUCCGCUAGGUAUAAAAAGUUUGUUCUUUUCAAGCUAUGGCGAUCCGUGCAUUUUUGGUUUUGACAACACACUUCUAUUAUUAUCAAAGUGGAGAUCAUCUGAAGAAAGCAGAUGGCUACCUGUUCUCGAUAGUAAUAUGGAAAUAUGGAAAAUGUCAGGAGGAAAGGAAACGACCGAUAUACAUGUUUGGCCUUUGACUUUGGCAUAUGACACAUUAAACUGUAUUCUAGUCAAAGGAAAACAUAUAUGGCCUGAAUUUCCUCUACCUUUGCCAUCUGAAAUGGAAAUUAGGAUACCAGUACUUGUUAAGAGCAAGUUGUUAGAAGAGAAGAGAGCUUUAUUAAAUAAAAAGAAUGAAUUUGAAGCUACAGGGGAAAAUGAAGAGGAAGACGACAAAGAAAUAGAAGUUCCCGUUUAUAUGGCAGCAGAAGAAGAGUACCUGCGUACAAAGGUCUUAUCAGAAUUGCUGACGGAUACGCUGGAAAAUGAUGGUGAAAUGUACGGGAACGAAAAUGACGUAUUGACAGCAUUAAAUGGCGCAUAUGAUAAGGCUUUGUUACGUCUAUUUGCAACUGCAUGCUCCGACCAAAAUGUUGAAAAAGCUUUUUCGCUUGCUUAUGAAUUGAAGCAAGAUAGAGCACUUAAUGCAGCUGCUAAAAUAUCAGAAAGAGCUGAACUAGUCUCUCUCGUUAAAAGAAUUAAUGAUAUACGGGAAGCUAGAUAUGAACAGCAACUGAAAUAA